AUGCACUUGAAAACUCUCUGCAGCGCACUCCUCUUAUCGUUCCUUCCCACUAUCACUGUGGCAUACGUCAGGCCUGACCUAUACUACAUCGUGAAUCGAGUUACCCCUCGUCGUGGCGCUCCACUAGCAGUUACCCUCUCUGGAGAAAAUAAGCAAGCUGUGAUUUCCACCAAGACAAUGUCCCCUACGCAGCAGUGGUACAUCACCGAAUUCGACGGCAAUGGACAGGCCAUUGUGUCUGCCUCUGACUCGUCCUUAAAAGCUGCUCGGGUUGGGAACUCUCUUACCACCAUCCCGCACAGUUCACAAGUAUGGAAUAUUGUCCAGACUCCUGAUGGAUACUACAGGAUCCAGAAUCCUGGAGGCGGGGCCAAGUGGGGAGUCACGAGCGCGGAUUCUGGAUCUUCGGUCGUAAUUGGAACCGAGUUUGGCCAGAAAGGAGAGUGGAUUAUUGAGGCGGCCUAG
This is a messenger RNA of Laccaria bicolor S238N-H82, 465 nucleotides long. It is a transcript of the gene MISSP16.5, whose product is annotated as ectomycorrhiza-regulated small secreted protein. The transcript has 4 exons. The record is from RefSeq and is a predicted model, not a curated record. Bases 1 to 465 code for a protein of 154 amino acids. Lineage: Eukaryota; Fungi; Basidiomycota; Agaricomycetes; Agaricales; Hydnangiaceae.